This is a messenger RNA of Myripristis murdjan (pinecone soldierfish), 2211 nucleotides long. It is a transcript of the gene drd5a, whose product is annotated as dopamine receptor D5a. The coding region runs from base 214 to 1596 and encodes 460 amino acids. Gene Ontology annotation, molecular function: dopamine neurotransmitter receptor activity, coupled via Gs; G protein-coupled receptor activity. NCBI's taxonomy places the organism in Eukaryota, Metazoa, Chordata, Actinopteri, Holocentriformes, Holocentridae. The transcript has a single exon. Gene Ontology annotation, biological process: positive regulation of MAPK cascade; G protein-coupled dopamine receptor signaling pathway; adenylate cyclase-activating adrenergic receptor signaling pathway. Gene Ontology annotation, cellular component: plasma membrane. The record is from RefSeq and is a predicted model, not a curated record.
CUCGCCAAUGCGCGCUGCGUUUGAGCCCCUCAGCGCGCCUGACACGUCGCUCGGCUCAGUCUUAACGCACUCAAUUCUCUCUUUCUAUCUGUUUACCACUCCACAUCAGACGGGCAACCGAGCGGGGCAAUGGGGACAAUAUGGUGAGUUGUUGAUAACUGCGCCCAUCCGCGCACACGGAGCAAUGGACUGCAGUUUUACUUGAGGAGACCCAUGGAGAACCCAGCUAAGUACCUCUCAUCGGUGCACGGGAGUGCCUCCGUACCGGUACCACUCGGAGAGAUUAUGUGGAACAGCACCGAAACGGAAGCAACAUCAGACGGGAGACGGGAGCUGAUCGUCCGUACAGUGACGGGAUGUCUACUGUCCCUGCUCAUCCUAUGGACCCUGCUGGGGAACAUCCUAGUCUGCUCAGCGGUGCUGCGCUUUCGGCACCUGCGGACCAAAGUCACCAAUAUUUUCAUCGUGUCUCUGGCUUUGUCGGAUUUAUUCGUGGCCGUCCUGGUGAUGCCGUGGAAAGCCGUGGCCGAAGUGGCGGGAUACUGGCCGUUUGGGACUUUCUGUAAUGUUUGGGUAGCUUUUGACAUUAUGUGCUCCACCGCGUCCAUCCUAAACCUCUGCAUCAUCAGCGUGGAUAGGUACUGGGCUAUUUCGAGCCCCUUCCGCUACGAGAGGAAAAUGACCCAGCGAGUUGCCUUUGUCAUGAUUAGUGUCACUUGGACGUUGUCUGUGCUGAUUUCAUUCAUACCAGUCCAACUAAACUGGCACAAAGCCAGCGAUGACGAAACGACUGUGACUCCCAACUCUUCCAUCAGUAACCAAAUGGAAGAAAACUGUGACUCUAGCCUCAACAGAGAAUACGCUAUAUCGUCUUCUUUGAUUAGUUUCUACAUUCCCGUGGCAAUUAUGAUUGUGACUUACACCAGGAUAUAUCGGAUUGCACAGAUACAAAUUAGGAGAAUAGCCUCCCUGGAGAGAGCUGCGGAACACGCGCAAAGUUGCAGGACCAACAGACUAGAGUGCCAACACCACAACACAUUGAAAACGUCGAUUAAACGGGAAACCAAAGUGUUAAAAACCCUGUCGGUGAUUAUGGGUGUCUUUGUGUGUUGCUGGUUACCUUUCUUCAUCCUAAACUGUAUGGUCCCGUUCUGCAACAGGCCAGCGGCAGACCGGGACGCAGGUCUGCCGUGCGUCAGCGAGACGACUUUCGACGUCUUCGUGUGGUUCGGUUGGACCAACUCAUCACUGAAUCCCAUCAUUUACGCCUUCAAUGCUGAGUUCAGGAAGGCCUUUGCCAGUCUCUUGGGUUGUCGCUAUUUCUGCUCCAACACACCGGUAGAAACUGUUAAUAUCAGCAACGAGCUGGUCUCAUAUAACCAGGAUACCCUCAUCCACAAGGAAAUCGUGAACGCUUACGUCAACAUGAUCCCCAACGUGGUUGAAUGUAUUGAGCAUGAGGAGACAUUUGACAGGAUCUCGCAGUUUUCUCACCACAACGAAAAUGCCACCGACUCGGUUUGUGACUUGGAGGACUGCGAGGCAGACAUCAGUUUUGACAGGAUGUCACCGUUCACUCCCAAUGGAUUACACUAACUAACCUGUGUCAUCUCGUGCGUAAAUGGAUGUAUUGGUAAAAUGUGAUAGUUUAUUCACCCCACCUUUCUCAACGUGCCUCCGCAUGGAGGCCAGGCUACAGAACAGCACCCCCUGCAGCUGCCGGGGAAUUAACUAACUUGCUCAAGGACACUUCAGCAGGGCGGAUAUGUGCCGGCAACGAGGCUCGGUCAUCUAGCUGAGGGAUGGUGUCUAACCACCGGGCCACCCUGCUGCUGCUUAGCUUCCUAUUUGAGAUGUGAUAUUGUUGUCCCGUUCUAAAAAAGUGAUGUAUUGUAUUGGUGUUUAAUUACAUGACAAGUGAAGUCUGUGUUCAUUUGUUCAACGGUCAUAGCUUCUGUAUAUUUGGAGCUGUUUUCUCCCCCCCAAGAGUUUACUGAACAAAGGCUUUACUCUGAAAACUUGUGUCUCAUGUCCAUUCACCUGGAGGAAAAUGUUGGAGGAAAAACUCACUGACAGAUAGGAAACCGCUUGCUGCUCAGAAACCUCACUCAUCCAGUGCCCGCCUCUCCACUGAAUAUGAAAAAAAAAAAAAAAAAAAAAAAAAAAAACUGAGGGCAGCCUUACAGACCUCGUUAAAAUUACUCAAAUGCA